Aspergillus melleus is the source of this 765-nucleotide messenger RNA. RefSeq lists its product as uncharacterized. The transcript has 2 exons. The record is from RefSeq and is a predicted model, not a curated record. NCBI's taxonomy places the organism in Eukaryota, Fungi, Ascomycota, Eurotiomycetes, Eurotiales, Aspergillaceae. The coding region runs from base 1 to 765 and encodes 254 amino acids.
AUGACAAUCCCCGACAAAACGAUGAAUGAAAAAACAGACACUGAGAGGUCCGCUCAGGAACCCGCCAACCCUGAAAUACUCAAUCCUUUAUUAUUCCUGCUGGCAGCUCGCCGUGGAGUACGCAACGAUGCACGCUUCGCCGAGACGGCCGUGUCGGACGACUACAUCAUGCGAUAUCAAGGCAAGUCCGGCGUGGAAGCCAUCAGCACGAGACCUCUCUGGAAGAGGAUUAUUUUCUUUCUAGGCAUCCUGCCCGCAAAAUUCAUGAUAGUCUUUUGCAUGUUCAACCUGGGUUACACGGCCACCGAUAUGAUUGACCACAAGCCCGCAUCCGAAGACCCAGAGUACAAUCGCUCUAGGCUCUGGUCUCGAACACGGAUAGGCGCUUACACUGCUCUUCUCACGACCUUUCUCCUGUUGGCAGCGAAGAGAUACGCGAAAUGCCUGGCCGCCGCCGCCACACCGCCGCAGUAUGAUCCCACGACUUACCAGUAUCGACUAACCAGCGCCCUGGAUCAACGCGGCAUUGAAUAUCGCGAGAUUGUUGCCGCCACACCAGAUGACAUGACUCGGUAUUGGAAGGAGCAACAGGCGCUGUGCGAGCGGUUCCGGAUAGUAGGGCUGGUGGACCCCGAGCAGGCCAACCACGUAUACGAUAUCGUGGUGCGGUUUUACAACAACGGAGGCAUUUAUAUGCAAUUUCCAGCCGCAGAUACGACGACAAGUCGGCCAGUGUUAGCCAUGUCGGCGAAUGAAUCUUCUUGA